AUGAAGUGUCAUAUUUGCGAAAUUAAUGAACCCAAAUAUAAAUGUCCAAAAUGUAGAAACGUCAAGUAUUGUUCUGUUGCAUGUUACCAAAAUCAUCUAUCAGGUGAUUGUACAACAAGCAACCAAGAUGCAUCGGUUGAAAUGUUAAAAAAUGUACAGCUGUAUCCAACUGAAGACACAAUCCCAUCCGAAAAAUUAAAUUUACUUUGUUAUGACAAUCGUCUAAAAGAAUUAGUUUCUGAUUCUUUUUUACAAAAACUAUUGGAAAAAAUAGACAACAGUACUAAUCCUAAUGAAGAAUUGGAAAAAGCUAUGAUUGAACCAAUAUUUGAAGAAUUUGCUAGGAGAUGUUUGGAAAUUGUAAGGGAUGAAAAAGAAAAUUGA
Messenger RNA from Macrosiphum euphorbiae (potato aphid), 384 nucleotides. Lineage: Eukaryota; Metazoa; Arthropoda; Insecta; Hemiptera; Aphididae. The record is from the annotation of a GenBank genome assembly.